AUGUCAAGCCUUUUGAGUGGCUCUUCGGCAUCCAUCGAUACCCAGUUGCCUACAUCAACUACUUUUCUCAACACCAGUUCUACCAUCAACAAGCCCUCAGACAUCCCUCCGCUAUCUUCUUCCAGUAUUAUUUCCAGCGAGCCAACAAAAGGCUCAUCGGACGAUGUUGCUCUCGAUGUGGCCCCUAGCACCGCGCAGAGCGCAACUACGCAAACGCCCAGCACUACAGCUUCGGAUUUGAAGGCAGAAGAAACUGUUGGGAAUUCCCCAAUUACUUCUGCUCAAGGUGCAAGUUUGACAGCUGAUGGCGAGACUCCAAUCAUUGCGUUUCCUACGGCAUCCAGCGACAGCAGUCAAACAUCAUUGAUUUCGCCGACUUCCAUCCUACCAACGACCUCAUCAAUACCCACGCCAUCAAUAUCCACGCAACUGUCCUCUUCAACACCAAAAUUCUUUCCCCAAAUUUCCACAGUGACCACAGUUUCGACAGGCGCGGUUCCCACGGCCGCACCAUCUAGCCAAACAACUUCUACUAUCACGAUAUCAUCGCAAACCCAGAUUCAGGCAGCGGCGUUUCAAUCCUCUCCUGCUCGAGUUUCUCCGGCAUCUGGGACCGAAAUUGGAAAGGAAUCCCCAUCCCCUACGUCGUCAAAAUCGUCAUCAACCACUCCCUCUCAAGUUCAAUCGUCAGUAGCCCAGCCCACGGAUGAGUCAGUCCAAGGACCACAAGUUUUCAGUGCUGCCGCUGUCGCCCCCCCUCCCGAAUCUUCGGCUUCAUCUUCGGCUGUUUUACCUUCAUCUACAGUAUCAAUACAGGCGAACAACAUAUCAUCAACUCAGGGGCAAUCCCAAGUCGUCGCAAGUCAGCCAGCAAAUCCGGCCAUCUCAGCCCCCCAAGGUGCUGGUGUUUCAAAUACGCCCAUCUCAACACCAGCUUCAACACCAGCUUCAACACCGAUUUCAACACCGACCUCCAUUUCAUCUUCUACAUCGGAUGCUGGAGCUUUAUCCGUGCCUACGUCUACAAGCUCCCUCCCGCCGGCUUCUACACCAACUAUGCCGCUUAGCGACUCUAUACUAAGCGAAAUACCUUCCAACACAGUUACAGAUAUUGCCCCGAGUUCUACUGGGAGCUUUGCAGCGUUUCCCACGGGUAUCAACACAUUACCUGGCGACUUUCAAGAAAGUGGUCUACCAGGUAGCCAGGCUACUGGGCAGCCGGUGGCCGACCCGGUUGGCUCGAGCUCACGCCCAUCAACCGGCGCCAUUGUCGGUGGCACCGUCGGAGGCAUUGCCGCUGCCGCAGUUAUUGUUAUCUUGCUGUGGUUCUGGAGGAAAAAGAUCGCGGGAGAAAGAAGGGUGUCCAGCAAGGCCUAUACCGAGAAGGAUUCUUCCAAACCAAUGGCACAAAGAUUGGGGGUUUCAACCACAAUAAAUGCUGUCAAGAAGAACAUUGGUGAGAAAUUUGCACCACGCAACGUCAAUAUGAAUAGAGGAAAUUCUCAAUUCCUUGAAGCGGACGCCGCCCAACCUAGAAACGUUGCGCCGAUGCGAACCGGGGGAGCCCAAAAUCCAGCCGCAGCUGGGAGAAAACCCAAGGGACAUAAACUAGGACCUGGCCUAAGCUUCGAUUUCGGCAGGCGGUUUAACCCAUUCUCGGAUGCCAAUGCUUUGAUGUCGGGCACAGUGCCGCCGCCUUCCAGCUCGGUACUAUCAAAUCCAUUCAGCGAUGAUAACAUGGUCUUGCCUCCGCCUGUUUCUGCUUCGACUCGCCGGUCGAGGGGCCGGUCAUUGGGUGGGAUUCGAAGCUUCCACGCCCCGACAGUUCCCCCUCGGCCGCACUCUGUGCACAGAGAGUCAUUACAAAGCAACGAUUCUUUCAUUCAGCGCCGCGAUAAAUUCCGGUCUGAUCCAUUUGACUUGGAGCUAGAGAGCCGCCUUGCUCCACCACCAAACGGAACUCCCAGCAGGAGUAGUUCCGUGUAUAGCAGCCAGGGCCAACAGAACCCCCGUGACAGCUAUACGUCCAAGUAUAUGAGUGGUUCCAGUCUCGGCGAUUGGACCGCUGGCGGAGAUGUUGGUUCUGGUGGCCCAUCGGGCAGGCGAGAUAGCCCUACUAUUUCAUGA
Trichoderma virens Gv29-8 is the source of this 2127-nucleotide messenger RNA. RefSeq lists its product as hypothetical. Bases 1 to 2127 code for a protein of 708 amino acids. Lineage: Eukaryota; Fungi; Ascomycota; Sordariomycetes; Hypocreales; Hypocreaceae. The record is from RefSeq and is a predicted model, not a curated record. The transcript has a single exon.